Molecule: messenger RNA, 13699 nt
Organism: Cercocebus atys (sooty mangabey)
Lineage: Eukaryota; Metazoa; Chordata; Mammalia; Primates; Cercopithecidae
Gene: PHF3
Product: PHD finger protein 3
Exons: 15
Coding region: 7095-12953 (1952 amino acids)
Biological process (GO): DNA-templated transcription
Cellular component (GO): nucleus
Source: RefSeq, a predicted model, not a curated record
AUAAAAUCAAUCUUCAUUACUAUAUCUCUGAUAGUUUUUGUUUCUUCUUCUGUUGCUUAAAUUUGUUCCAUUGUUAUUCCUGAAACCCUUAAAAAAAUCAAGACACCUUGGACCACGACUAGUACAGUUUUUAUUCUAGUACAGUUGCUGACUGUGUGUUUGUAUGUGUGUGUGUAUAGUGUGUAUAAACUUGCAUUUUUGUGCUGUUCCAAGAGACUUUGUUUUCCAAGAUUUUGAGCCUACUAUUUGUCUAUUGAAUUCAUUUUUCCCCUGGAGAUCUGUUGCCCAGAGCCCCCUGUCUGGGUUUGUGAUUUUCUAGGCAUGUUAUAUUAUCUUCUAUCUCUGAGCUUUACUGCUCUCCUUAAUUAGAGCUAUUAUUUCCCUGUAUUCCAUCUUCUUUAUUUUUUUUUCUAUACCCUCUUUCUUUGUUGAAGUCCUUGGUAAUUUUCUAAUACCCUCUAAUACCCUCAUACUUGACUAAUGAUUUGCUUUUACAUAGAAUCCAAAGUUGAAUGUCACUUUUCCUUCAAAUUUUGUCUCGUUGUUUCUUAGCCUUCUAGCAUUUAAUGUUGCUGCUCUGUUGCCUGAUACUUAUAUAAGGCUUGCUGCAUUGUUAGGUUACCUUUCCUCCAACCCAGCUUUAGGAUCUUCUCUUUACCUUUUGAUGUUCUGAAAUUGCAGUGAUAUAUCUGCAUUAGCCUUUCAUUUAUUUUCCUGGGCACUUGGUGGGCCUUUUCAAUUUGGGGCGUGUUCUCUUAAACUCUGGGAACUUUUCUUGUGUUUUCUCUGCAAACUCCUGGAAGACAGAUGUUGGCUGGUGCUUUUUACCUAUUUCUUGCAUCUUUCCAACAUUUUGCUUUAUAUCUUUCUAGAUAUUUAUUGCCAUAUUUUCUACCUCUUUGAAUAUUUCAUUUUGACAAAUAUUUUACUGUUUCUAAGAAAUCUUUCAUGUGUCCUCUUUAUUCCAUGUUUUUGGUAGUAGUCUAUUCUCACAGGGAUAUACAGUAGACUUUUGAAUAAUGUGGGAUUUAGGGGUACAGAACCUCCAUUCUUUGCAUUCAGAAAUUCAUAUAUAACUUUUAUCUUCCUCCUAAUAGCCUAUGUUGACUGGAAGCCUUACUGAUAGCAGAAGCAGCUGAUUAACACAUAUUUUGUAUAGUAUAUGUUAUGUGUAUUAUAUACUGUAUUCUUACAAUAAAGUACACUAGAGAAAUAUUAAGACAAUCAUCAAAAAGAGAGUACGUAUUCAUUAAGUGGAAGUAGAUCAUUAAAAAAGUCUUCACCCUCAUCUUCAUGUUGAGUAGGUUGAGGAGGAGGAAGAAGAGGGGCUAGUGGCUAGUCUUACUGUUGCACGGGUGGCCGAGAUAGAAGAAAAUUGAUAUAUAAGUGGAACUGCACAGUUCAAACCCAUGUUGUUCCAGGGUCAAGUGAAUAAGUGUCUCUUUAGAUGUAGUCUGAAUUAAUUUUUGUAUUUGUUUAUUUUGAUCUUUCUUGUAGUACUGCAUGCUUUCCCCAAAGGUCAGAUUGUUUUUCGUUGGUUGUUAAUGUUUACAAUUAAUAGGAAGUCUAGUCAUGUUUUGCUGUGGGAUAAGUAGGCUUUAGAUAGAUAGCCUAAGGUUAUUUUGGGGAACCAGGGUAAGAAGUACCUUAUCAUUAGGUGAUAACUGUCCUAUUUCCUUCAGUUCAUUCAAUUUAAGUUCAGGGUUAAGAAAAUACUUUCUCUUACUUUGGGUUCAAUGCUUGGUUGUAGGCCUUGCUGGGUAUUCAGGUGGGGGAGGAGAUGAGGUUGACCUCUCAGUAUUAAGGCUUUCAGUUAAUCCUUAAUGUCUAGCCCAGCUCACUACUUACGCUAUCUAUCAUUUCAUUUUUAGAGGUUCUAAAAGUUUGUUGGACAAGGUUGUUCACAGCCUCUUAAGCCUCAGCUUCUUUGGACCCUGGGCUGUGACUUUUUUGUGCUCUGUUUUAGUUAUCUUUUCUAUUCAGUUUUCUCUUCAUCUCCUAGAAAUGUAUUUAAAUCUUUGAUUUGCUUUUGGUCUUCUCUUUAUUCAUUUUGUUGUUACAGGUUUUUACCUUCUAUUCCUUCUCAUUUUAAUGGGAUUUGGGGAUGGGGAGAGAAAUAAAGAUGUACAAAGUCUGCCGUAUUGAAUCAGUGACUCUUUUAAUUAAGUCAUAAUAAAUAUAAAAUUUCUGGCAUACAGUAAUUCUUACUUAGGGAUUUUGGAACCCUCUCCAUUAUUAUCUUGAUGGUUAUUUCUUUCAUGGUGUAUUCGCAUUACUUUCCUUGCUUUCAGAUUUUUUCACCUGUUAGUAAUAUUAAUCUUGUGUUAGUAAUAAAGCUAUUAACAAACUUAUCUGAGUUUGCAGGGUUCUCCGGAGAAACAGAACCAAUAGACUGUGUGUGUGUGUGUGUGUGUGUGUAUUUAUAGCGAGCGAGAGACAGAGAGAGAGGGAGAAAUUGAUUGAUUGAUUUUAAGGAGUUGGCUUACGUGAUUGUGGAGACUGGCUGGCAAGCCCAAAAUCUGCAGGGUAGGAUGGCAGGCUGGAGACGUAGGGAAGAUUUGAUGUUGCAGUUUGAGUCCAAAGGCAUUUUGGAAGCAGAAUUUCUCUUAUUCAGGGGACCUCUAUUUUUGUCUCUUCAGAGACAAUUGGUUGUGGCUGACCCACAUCAUGGAGAGUGAUCUUUUUUACUCAAGUCUUUUGAUUUAAAUGUUAAUUAUUUAAAAAAUACUUUCACAGCAGCAUUUAGACUUGUGUUUGACCACAUAUUGGGGCAUCAUGGCCUAGCCAAGUUGACAUAUAAAAUGAACCAUCUCUCACGACAGAAAAGUUGAUGUGAGUUAAUGCAUGCAUGUUAAUUAAUUUGAUUUAGCCAUUCCACAGUGUAUACAUGUUUCAAAACAUGUUGUACACCAUAAACAUAUAUUAUUGUCAACUAAAUAAUUAAAAAAUCAAAUUAACCAUCAUAGUAAGGUCCCCAAAACUCGGAACAUGAUAAAUUAUUCUUUGAACUGCUAUUUUAUAUAUGUUGUCAUGAAACUAGUGUUAAUCUUAGGAUUUUUGAGAAAGUGGUUUCAAGAUGAGUAUUGUAGGCAAAUGCAGCUUAAAAAGAAAACCCCCGACUCUUUUCUCAUAAGGAAUUGUAUAUAUAAAGGAAAUUGAAAAAAUAGUUAAUAUGUGUGGAUGUUAAUGUACUAAAUACUGUGCAAAACCACUUUGCUAGCGCUGUCUUAUUAAAUCUUCACGAAAACCUUAAGAGCUGUAGAUACUACAGGUUGAGUAUCCCCUAUUUAAAAUGCUUAGGACCAGAAGUACUUCAGAUUUUGGAUUUUAUUUUUUGGAUUUUGGAAUAUUUGCGUUAUACUUACUGGUUCAGCAAGCCUGCCUAAUCUGAAAAUCCCAACUCCAAAAUGCUCCAGUGAGCAUAUCCUUUUGAAUGCCAUUUUGAUGUUCAAAAAGUUUUGUAUUUUGGAUUUUGAUUUUAGGGUUAAGGAUACUCAACCUGUAUUACUAAUCUCAUUUUGUAGCCCAGUAAACUGAAGUUUUGAGAAUGGUUAAUUUCCCAAGGUUAUUAAUAUGUAAGUCAUAGUACAUGGAUUACAAUCAUUCUAAUUUUUGUUGCCUUCAAGUACGUAAGUUCUGUUAAGAUCAGUGCUCUAAAUCGGUUCUCAGAUUUCGUUUAGCUUUGUAGUCAGCAAGAUUAGGAUGUUAUUUUGUUUUUUUGUGUGUGUGUGUUUCUUUUUAGUUUUGUUCUUGAAAGAACAAAGAAGAUGGUUCUCUUUCCUGUUUAAAGAAUAUACGUGUGUUUGUGUUAAUUCUAUGGUAUGAGUGCCCGAAAUGGCGCUUAGUUAUUUUCCGUAGGCACUUGAACCAUUCGCUGUUUUAACCGGAGUUUAAUAUAGAAGAGGUAAGUAUAAUUUUUAUACUCCGUGUGACCCAUAGUUAACCCGGACCAUCCACAGACUACUCACCAGUCGUCAGGGAGUUGAACAUGCAUAUCUGUGGACCAAACCGAUGAUGUUUCUCUGCACCUACCAAAGGGAAUCGGGUUCCCACAUGCACUUAGGAAAAAAGAAAGACCACGUGGGUGCCAGAUAUUGGGCGAAACCCCACCCCUGAUACUCAACGUGGGUUCUUUUCUAUUUUCCUAAGCGUCAACUGGUCUGAGAAAUAAAGGGAAAGAGUACAAAAGAGAGAAAUUUUAAAGCUGGGUGUCCGAGGGAGACAUCACAUGUCGGCAGGUUCCGUGGUGCUCAUGGCUCUUAGUUAUUAAAGACCAAGGACUUUAGAGAGAAAAACAGUCAUUGGCCAGUGAUUUAGUUAAUCUUGAAUACCAGAGAAGUGCUCUAAAAAUGUGCCUUUGUUAAGUGCCAACAGGUAGACGUGUACUGCAAGCUACUUGAACCCUUCUUUAUCAGAUAAGGUUGAUUCAGGAUGGAAUUCAUCUAGAUAUAAGGAAAAAACCUCUAACUUCAUACUCAUUUUACAGUUGAAGAAAUUGUGGUUUAUGAAUAAACAUUACCUUGGAUUUUUUUUUUUGUACAAAUUAGCUGAUUUUGACUUUAUUCAUUUAUUGAAUGUCUGUUAUAUGUCAGGUAAUAUGCUAGGCAGUGGACAUACAAUGUUGAGUAAAACAAAACUCGAUCUCUUCUUACGGAGCUUAAAGUUUAGUAUAGAAAUAAUUUUUCCUCUUAUUUUCCCAGGAUGUUUAGUAAGUCUAUUUAUUUAACGUAAACUUACUGGGAGAGGUUGUCUUCCGUGAGUUUUGAGUGUUCUUGAGCUUUCUUGCUCAGCAUGGCAAGAAUGCAAGGUCCUGACCACUCUUUUCCUGGACCGUUUCUCAGGGUCGUAAUUAUAGCAAGCAGCAUUGAAGGAUGACAUUACAUUUGCUCUCUCACCUCCACUUCUUAAGUCUACAUUCAGCAGGCUUGCUUACUGCUCACUAUAAAAGGCAAUGCCUUCUCAACAAUAUUCCUCUCGUGUAUUUCAACCCAUUGUGUGUGUAGGCAUCUAUAUAGGCAUACCUGUGUUGUCCCUGUGGAGCUUGAGGAGACAGGGGGAUCUUGUCAUCGUGCUGCUUGCUGUGCCAUGGGUGACAGAGUUCAUUGUCUUUUACCCAGUACCCUUGUGUCUUCUGUCAGUGAACAUGAAUCAGUAAUAGGCUAGUUCAUUAGUUUGUGAAUAAGGUAAAAAUCCCAGACCCUUUACAGUUCUUGCGGUUCUCAACAUUACUGUGUUUAAUCCCAGGAAUUAUUUAUGGAGGUUUAGCAAUACUUUAAUUAUUAAAAAUGUUUAAAUUUAAAUAAUUUACCUCUAGGAAGGCGGGGUUUGCAACUAUGUAUGUUAUUCAUACUGACACUAGAAUAUAGACAUUUAGUAAACUUUGACUGGAAAAAUGCACAAGGAGAAGGUGGGACCAGAUAAUGAGACUAGAAGUUAAUAAAAUGUGUGAUGCAGGUGCGGUACAACUUUGCCUCACAGAUUUAUAGCAAUUACUGUUGAAGAGGAAACAUUCCAAAGUAAAGAAUACAGUGUCCUGAAUGUAAAAACAAAUUUAGUAUCCAGGAAAAGGGAAAUCAUUUUUGACACUAAAACUGGAAAGAAAUUUCAACCAGUGUGAUAUGAAAAAAUCCUUAACAUAAUUUCAGUGAACAUAGGACUUUUUCUUAUAUCCCUCAAUAUAUAUUCCAGUAUGAGCAGUAUUACAGGGGCUAGCAUCAUGGUCUGACUGAUCCAAUCCCAGGAUAGAUUUUAGCUUGUCUUUCAAACAGCCUACCUUGGAUAUCAGUUGUCACUAGAUUUUUAAAUAUAUUGAUAAGAAGAUAAGUUAUGUGAUACUAUCUGAGAACUGUUGAGAAUGUAAUUAGCCUUUUGUUUUAUUUUGCCCUAUACAUAAGUUUUAUUAAUCAUCAGGGCUGGGUAUGAGAUUGCAUAAAUUCAGGCUCUGAUAAGAGUGUUUGUUAGAAUAGGAGGCUGUUCUGCUGUCCUUGUAGAGCAGGGGUCCCCAAACUGUGGGCCAUGGACCAGUACCAGUUCAGGGCCUGUUAGGAACCCAGCUGCACAGCAACAGGUGAGCUGCGGGCAAGUGAGUAUUACCGCUUGAGUUCUGCCUACUGUCAUGUCAGCGUUGGCAUUAGAUUUUCAUAGGAGCGUGAACCCUAUUGUGAACUCUACAUGUGAGGGAUCUAGGUUGUGCUCUGCUUAUGAGAAUCUAAUGUGUGAUGAUCUGAGGUAGAACAGUUUUAUCACAAAACCACCCCCUCAUCCAUGGAAACAUUGUCUUCCAUGAAACUGGUCCCGGGUGCCAAAAAGGUUGGGGGCCGUUGCUGUAGAGGACAGGGCCAAAAUUUUCCUCAAAAAGUUAUUUUGGGGUCCUCUCUAAUGCCUUAAAUAGGCAGGAGUAGCCCCACACCUUCAGACAGGAAGAUCAUUUUGGUGUAUUUUUUGUUUUAUAGCCCACAUUUAAAGUAAGAGCUGGCUGAGUAAAAUUAAUCAAUUUUAUCCUCUUUAGUUCCAAUGAUUUUUCUUGCUGUUUUCUUCUGGUCAUGGCAGGAUUGCAGAAUCCCUUUUUGCCAUUUUUACUGUAGUUGUUCCCUGGAUUCUUUUGGAACUCUGUAGACCUGUGUCUUCUCCUUUUGUACUCUUUUCCGUUCCAUAUUUAUUUGCUUAGUUGGAAGAUCUUCUCAAAAGAUUUCUGAUCUGAAUCUACUGGUGUUGUCGCUAUUUUCUGCCAUCUGUUCUUUCCUAAAAUACUACCUUUUCCUAAUUUUGGUCUUUUGUCAUAGGUUUUUUAUCAUGUCUUUAAGUGAACCAUGAAUGACAAAUUAGUUAUCAAAUAUGUGCUUACAUAACAAGAACGAUAAAUUGUCAUAGAAUGAUUACAUGGAAGUUUCCGGAAGUACGAGAAUAUCCAAAAUGAUGACAUUGUUUAAAGCAUAACUGAUGUCAUUUCUGUUUUCCUGCUAAAGCCAAUUUCCUGUAAACAGAGUCUGAGAUUAGGAUGAGAGCAUUUUAAUGGUUGACAACUCCAGUGGGUACCAAUCUCAGAAGAUACAGUGUGAAUAGUGCCUGUUUCAGUUGUUGGUCUUGACGAUAUUAUGGAUGAAGGAGUUGUUAAAGAAAGUGGCAAUGAUACCAUUGAUGAAGAAGAACUGAUUUUACCUAACAGGAACUUAAGGGACAAAGUAGAAGAAAAUUCAGUGAGAUCACCAAGAAAAUCACCUCGUUUAAUGGCACAAGAACAAGUAAGAAGUUUGCGGCAGAGCACUAUUGCCAAGCGUUCAAAUGCAGCACCAUUAAGUAACACAAAAAAACCAUCUGGGAAGACUGUAUCUACCCCUAAAGCAGGAGUGAAACAGCCAGAAAGGAGUCAGGUUAAAGAAGAAGUUUGUACGCCACUGAAACCUGAGUACCAUAAGGAGAAUAGAAGGAGCAGCCGAAAUAGUGGACAAAUUGAAGUGGUACCUGAGGUAUCAGUGUCUUCAAGUCAUUCUUCAGUGUCAUCUUGUCUUGAAAUGAAGGAUGAAGAUGGAUUAGAUUCUAAGCAUAAGUGUAAUAAUCAGGGAGAAGCAGAUGUACCAUCUCAUGAAUUAACUUGUUCACUUCUUUCAGAGACUUGUGUUACUAUUGGAGAAAAGAAAAAUGAAGCUCUGAUGGAAUGUAAAGCCAAGCCUGUUGGUAGCCCAUUGUUUAAGUUUUCAGAUAAAGAAGAACAUGAACAGAAUGAUUCCAUUUCAGGUAAAACAGAUGAGACUGUUGUUGAAGAAAUGAUAGCAACAAGAAAAGUUGAACAAGAAUCAAAGGAGACAGUAAAAUUAUCCCAUGAAGAUGACCAUAUUCUUGAAGACCCUGGAUCUUCUGAUAGUUCUGGUGAUGCUGCUUGUACAAAUCCAAAUAAGACAGAAAAUAGCCUUGUAGGUUUGCCUAGUUGUGUGGAUGAAGUGACUGAGUGUAAUUUGGAAUUGAGGGAUACCAUGGAUAUUGCUGAUAAAACUGAGAACACCUUUGAAAGAGAUAAAAUUGAACCAUUGGGUUAUUGUGAAGAUGCAAAGUCUAAUAGACAGUUGGAGAACCCUGAGUUUAAUAAAUCAAACUUAGAGGUGGUUGAUACUAGUACUUUUGAACCAGAAAGUAAUAUUUUGGAAAAUGCUAUUUGUGAUGUGCCUGACCAAAAUUCAAAACAGUUGAAUGCUAUAGAAAGUACUAAAAUAGAGUCACAUGAAACAGCAAACCUUCAGGAUGACAGAAACAGCCAGUCAAGUAGCGUUUCUUACUUAGAGUCAAAAAGUGUAAAAUCCAGACAUCCAAAACCUGUAAUUCAUUCUAAGCAAAACAUGACCACAGAUACUCCGAAGAAAAUUGUUGCAGCAAAGUAUGAAGUAAUGCAUAGCAAAACUAAAGUUAAUGUCAAAAGUGUGAAACGAAAUACUGAUGAACCAGAAUCUCAGCAAAAUUUUCAUAGGCCAGUCAAAGUCAGAAAAAAACAAAUUGAUAAGGAGCCAAAGAUUCAGAGUUGCAAUUCUGGGGUUAAAUCUGUGAAAAACCAAGCUCAUUCUGUAUUGAAAAAAACAUUACAGGACCAAACUGUAGUACAAAUUUUCAAGCCCUUAACUCAUUCUUUGAGUGAUAAGUCACAUGCUCAUCCUGGUUGCUUGAAAGAACCUCAUCAUCCUGCACAAACUGGACAUGUAUCACAUUCCAGCCAGAAACAGUUUCAUAAGCCUCAGCAACAGGCCCUAGCAAUGAAAACCAAUAGUCACGUGAAGGAAGAGCUUGAACACCCAGGCAUUGAACAUUUUAAGGAAGAGGAUAAACUGAAACUGAAAAAACCUGAGAAGAACCUACAACCCCGCCAGAGAAGAAGCAGCAGAAGUUUUUCUUUAGAUGAGCCACCAUUGUUCAUUCCAGAUAACAUAGCUACCAUAAAAAGAGAAGGCUCUGAUCAUAGCUCCUCAUUUGAAAGCAAAUAUAUGUGGACUCCCAGCAAGCAGUGUGGGUUUUGCAAAAAACCCCAUGGCAACAGGUUUAUGGUUGGCUGUGGGAGAUGUGAUGACUGGUUUCAUGGUGAUUGUGUUGGGUUAAGUCUUUCUCAAGCACAACAGAUGGGCGAGGAAGACAAAGAAUAUGUCUGUGUAAAAUGUUGUGCUGAAGAAGACAAAAAGACUGAAAUAUUAGAUCCAGAUACUUUGGAAAACCAAGCUACAGUUGAAUUCCAUAGUGAAGAUAAAACAAUGGAGUGUGAAAAGCUUGGAUUAUCAAAACACACAGCAAAUGAUAGAACCAAAUAUAUAGAUGAUACAGUGAAGCACAAGGUCAAAAUUUUAAAACGGGAGUCUGGUGAAGGCAGAAAUUCAUCAGACUGUAGAGAUAAUGAAAUUAAAAAAUGGCAGCUAGCUCCUCUUCGUAAGAUGGGACAACCAGUUUUACCUCGGAGAUCCUCAGAGGAAAAAAGUGAAAAAAUACCAAAAGAGUCUACAACUGUUACUUGCACAGGAGAAAAAGCUUCAAAACCAGGUACUCAUGAGAAGCAAGAGAUGAAAAAGAAGAAAGUUGAAAAAGGAGUGCUUAAUGUACAUCCUCCUGCUGCUUCUGCUUCCAAGCCUUCUGCAGAUCAGAUCAGGCAAAGUGUCAGACAUUCUCUCAAAGAUAUUCUUAUGAAGAGACUUACAGACUCAAAUUUGAAGGUACCAGAGGAAAAGGCAGCAAAAGUUGCCACAAAAAUUGAGAAAGAACUUUUCUCUUUUUUUCGGGACACAGAUUCUAAAUAUAAGAACAAAUAUAGAAGUUUGAUGUUUAAUUUGAAAGAUCCUAAAAACAAUAUAUUAUUUAAAAAAGUACUGAAAGGAGAAGUAACUCCUGAUCAUCUUAUCAGAAUGAGUCCAGAAGAACUAGCUUCUAAAGAGUUAGCUGCUUGGAGACGAAGAGAAAACAGACAUACCAUAGAAAUGAUUGAGAAAGAGCAGAGAGAAGUGGAACGACGGCCAAUCACCAAAAUAACUCAUAAAGGUGAAAUAGAAAUUGAGAGUGAUGCCCCAAUGAAAGAACAGGAAGCAGCCAUGGAGAUUCAGGAACCAGCUGCCAGUAAGUCACUGGAGAAGCCAGAAGGAUCUGAAAAACAAAAAGAGGAGGUUGACUCUAUGUCUAAAGAUACUACUAGUCAACACAGACAACAUCUUUUUGAUCUCAAUUGCAAAAUUUGCAUAGGUCGAAUGGCACCACCUGUAGAUGAUCUUUCUCCAAAAAAAGUAAAAGUUGUUGUAGGAGUAACUCGUAAACAUUCAGACAAUGAAGCAGAAAGUAUAGCAGAUGCGUUGUCUUCAACCUCAAAUAUUUUGGCUUCCGAAUUCUUUGAGGAGGAGAAACAAGAGUCUCCAAAGUCAACAUUCUCUCCUGCUCCACGUCCAGAGAUGCCUGGAACUGUUGAGGUUGAGUCUACCUUUCUGGCUCGAUUGAACUUCAUCUGGAAAGGUUUUAUCAACAUGCCUUCUGUGGCAAAAUUUGUUACCAAAGCCUAUCCAGUAUCUGGCUCCCCUGAAUACCUGACAGAGGACCUACCAGAUAGUAUUCAAGUAGGUGGCAGGAUAUCACCUCAGACAGUUUGGGAUUAUGUGGAAAAAAUAAAAGCAUCAGGAACCAAGGAAAUUUGUGUGGUUCGCUUCACACCAGUAACUGAAGAAGAUCAAAUUUCUUAUACUUUGCUCUUUGCAUACUUCAGUAGCAGAAAGCGCUAUGGAGUAGCUGCUAACAACAUGAAGCAGGUUAAAGAUAUGUACCUUAUUCCUUUGGGUGCCACAGAUAAAAUUCCACACCCUCUUGUGCCUUUUGAUGGACCUGGGCUUGAACUGCAUAGACCUAAUCUAUUGUUGGGCUUAAUUAUUCGUCAGAAACUGAAGAGGCAGCACAGUGCCUCUGCUAGUACGAGUCAUAUAGCUGAGACUCCUGAAAGUGCACCAAUAGCAUUGCCACCUGAUAAAAAAAGUAAAAUAGAAGUUUCUACAGAAGAAGCACCAGAGGAAGAAAAUGACUUUUUUAAUUCCUUUACAACUGUAUUACACAAGCAGAGAAAUAAACCUCAGCAGAAUCUUCAGGAAGACCUUCCAGCAGCAGUUGAACCUUUAAUGGAAGUCACCAAACAUGAGCCACCAAAACCUUUAAGAUUUCUUCCUGGCGUAUUGAUUGGCUGGGAAAAUCAACCUACUACUCUGGAAUUAGCAAAUAAACCUCUUCCUGUGGAUGAUAUACUUCAAAGCCUUUUGGGCACCGCUGGUCAAGUAUAUGACCAGGCUCAGUCAGUGAUGGAACAAAACACUCUUAAAGAAAUUCCAUUUUUAAAUGAGCAGACCAACUCAAAAACAGAAAAAAUAGAUAAUGUGGAAGUCACUGAUAGUGAAAACAAGGAGAUAAAAGUUAAAGUAGAUAAUCUUUCAGAAUCCACAGAUAAGUCAGCAGUAAUAGGAGAAGAAACAUCAAUAGUAGGAUCCUCUUCCAUUUCUGCAGGGCCUUUGACGAGUCUUAGUCUCAGAGGUAAACCACCAGAUGUUUCUACAGAAGCAUUUUUAACAAAUUUAUCGAUUCAGUCAAAACAAGAGGAAACUGUGGAGAGUAAAGAGAAAACAUUAAAAAGACAGCUUCAGGAAGAUCAAGAGAAUAAUUUGCAAGAUAACCAGACUUCAAAUAGUUCUCCAUGCAGAUCUAAUGUAGGAAAAGGAAACAUAGAUGGUAAUGUGAGCUGUAGUGAAAACCCUGUUGCUAAUACAAGGUCUCCACAGUUUAUCAAUCUGAAAAGGGAUCCUAGGCAAGCAGCAGGACGAAGUCAGCCUGUAACUACUUCAGAAAGCAAAGAUGGAGAUAGUUGCAGGAAUGGAGAAAAACAUAUCCUUCCUGGUCUGUCACACAACAAGGAGCACUUAACAGAACAAAUGAAUGUAGAGGAAAAGUUGUGUUCUAUAGAGAAAAACUCAUGUGUUCAGCAGAGUGACAAUUUAAAAGUUGCACAAAACUCGCCAUCAGUAGAAAACAUACAGACUUCUCAGGCAGAACAAGCAAAACCCUUACAGGAAGAUAUUUUAAUGCAAAAUAUUGAAACUGUGCACCCAUUUCGAAGAGGAUCAGCAGUAGCGACAUCUCAUUUUGAAGUUGGAAACACAUGUCCAUCAGAAUUUCCUUCUAAAAGCAUCACCUUUACUUCCAGAAGCACCAGCCCCAGAACAAGUACAAACUUUUCACCCAUGAGGCCACAGCAGCCCAGCCUUCAGCAUCUGAAGUCUAGCCCACCUGGAUUUCCAUUUCCAGGGCCUCCUAAUUUUCCCCCACAAAGCAUGUUUGGAUUUCCACCACAUUUGCCACCUCCAUUACUUCCCCCUCCAGGCUUUGGCUUUGCUCAAAAUCCCAUGGUUCCCUGGCCACCUGUUGUUCAUCUCCCAGGUCAGCCACAGCGUAUGAUGGGUCCUCUCUCACAAGCAUCAAGGUAUAUAGGCCCACAGAAUUUUUACCAGGUUAAAGACGUUCGGAGACCAGAAAGGCGCCAUAGUGACCCUUGGGGUAGGCAAGACCAACAGCAACUGGAUAGGCCAUUUAAUAGGGGUAAAGGGGACCGCCAGAGAUUUUAUAGUGAUUCACACCACUUGAAAAGAGAGCGACAUGAAAAGGAAUGGGAGCAAGAAUCUGAAAGGCAUAGACGCAGAGACAGAAGCCAAGACAAGGACAGAGACAGAAAAAGCAGGGAGGAAGGGCAUAAAGAUAAAGAGAGGGCACGGUUAUCACAUGGUGAUCGAGGAACAGAUGGAAAAGCAAGCAGAGAUAGUAGGAGUGUAGACAAGAAGCCAGAUAAACCUAAAAGUGAAGACUAUGAGAAGGACAAAGAACGAGAAAAAAGUAAACAUAGAGAAGGAGAAAAGGACAGAGAUAGGUACCACAAAGAUAGGGACCACACUGACAGAACUAAAAGCAAAAGGUAAAAUUUGCAGGCUGCUUCAGGAUUACAUUUAAAUAACUGUUAAAUGUUGUAUCUUGUAAACAAAAGAAAGAUUGCCUGCUAGGAUUGUGCCAUCUUUAAAAUUUUUACUAUCAGUCAUUUGCAGAACAGUAAAUUCUGUGUGUUGGUGCAGAGUGUCCUGUACCAGUGCUCAUCAUCCCUUCUUCAUACCAACUGUCCCUAGUUAUAGGAAUUUAAUAUUUUUAAAAAUUUUACAUUGCUGUAUAUUCAAAGAUUUGUUUUAUUAAUAUGCAAUAAAGGCUUAGAAAUUUUAGUUUUAUUCCUUAAUUGGUAAAUAUGGUUAACUAUGGAAUAUAUUUACUGGCUCUAGUGAAUGUCCUUUAUAUAAUGACUAAUUUGGGAGUAAUGUGUGGCUCUGUAAGUUUGUUUUAAAUUGCACUGUUUUUAAAGAAACUGUAGAGGAGCAACAAAAAUCCAAACAACUUCAUAAUCAGAUUAUGCUAAUCAUUUAGUUGAGCAGUUUUUGACCAAGAAUCAGAAGCCCAAGGGGUACAUUUAUUGCUUUAAUCUGCACUCAUUGAAGUCAUUUAUUACCAUGUACUACAGCUUUGUGGUAGGUCAUUGUUUUCAUUUUCAUUUUUGGCUCUUCAGAAACUUGAAUACUUAAGCUUGUACAUGAUCUUGUGUUUUGCUAUCCUUUUUACUGUAAAAUGUAAAUAUUUUAAGGGAUAUUUUGAUUCUAAAUAUGAUAAAAGAAUUUCUCACCUA